This is a messenger RNA of Prorocentrum cordatum, 1542 nucleotides long. Lineage: Eukaryota; Dinophyceae; Prorocentrales; Prorocentraceae. The record is from the annotation of a GenBank genome assembly.
AUGAGGACAUCGGCCGCGCGCGGGCUUCGGCAUGGGCCUCGCGGUCUUUUUUUGGCACGGCGUCGCCCGCAGCGACAUGCCGAAGCACAUUGCGGAGGGCAUCGCCGACCCCGCGCUGCACGUGAAGCUGGCGGCCCUCGGCUGCCUGGGCGCCCUCCUGGACGGCUCGGCCUAUCUCGGCACGGGCAGCGGCUCGCGGGAGGGCGCCUCCGAGGGCGCCGUGCGGGGUCGUCUGCCAGACGGGAGCCUGGCGGCCCCCGGGAGCGGCAGCCGCGCGGUGUCCGUGCUCGAGGCCCUGUUCGGGGCCCCUCUGGACGCCGCUGGCGAGCUGGUGUGUCCGCGCCGCCCGCGUGCGCGGCCGAACUCGCGCACCGGGCGCGGGUGGCCGUGGUGACGGAGGAGGGAGGCGGCAGCGGCGGCGGCACGGUGGCGUGGCCGCACCUCGUGCGGCGGCGCGUCCUGAGCGCGCCCGAGCAGGGCGAGGUGAGCGGAGCGGACGUGCUGGAGCCGCUGCUGCCAUCGGAGACCGCCGAGGAGGCCGAGGAGACCCGGCCCGCGGCCUGCCCUCGCUGGCGACCGACCUCGCUGGCUGUGCCGCGGAAGUCGCCCAGGACCUCGGACCCGCUGCUCCUGUCCCACGUCGUCCGCGCGCUCGGGGCGGCCUGCCAGUGGUCCCCCGCGCUGUGCCUGCAGCUGCUGGAGGGCGUGGCGCACCUGCGGCAGGGCUGGCUGCAGGCGGCAGGCGACGGCGGCGGCGAGGGCGAGGCGGGGCAGCUGAGGCUGGAGGUCUUCCGCCUCAUCCGCCGCACCUGCCACGUCGGAGGCCGCCCCGCGGCCGCCUGGUGGUUCGCGGCCGACAAGCCCGGGCAGUGGACGGCGGUCGCCGCGGUGCGGCGCGCGGUGCUGGACGUGGUGGCGCGCGGCGAGCGGUACGACGGCGAGCAUCUCGGCGACGCCGAGCAGGACUCAUGCGCGCGUGCCGCUGCUGUGCGCCGCCGAGGGCCUCCGGACGUGGCUCGCCUGGCUCCGCGGCGGGGCCGGCGUGGACGCGGUCGGCUGCGCUGGCGGCAGGAGAGGGGCCUCGCCGCCCCGCUGGAGGGCUGCUUGCACCGCCUCGCGCAGCGGGGCUGCGCGGACCCCCGGCUGCCCGGAGGGCGACUGGAUUGUCGGCGGCCUGCUGCUGCACACCUGCACCUGCAAGUGCUGACCAGAGACGCCGGCACUGCCGAGGGCCCGCUGUAUCCGCUGGAGCAGCCCGACGCAGGCGCCCUCCUCGGCACCCUGGCGGCGGACUGGGCCCGCCCGCUGGCGGAGGCCCUGGCCGACGACCACCCCCUGGAGGCCCCGGCGGGCGCCACGGCCGCGAGGCAGUUCUGCGCCGCGGCGCUCGCGGACCUGGCCGCCGCCGCGGCCUCCCCGCGCGGGCCCGGCACGCCGGCCGAGGCGCACCUCGCCGCUGCCGGGGCGGCGCUGCUCGCAGGCAGGCUGCGCGAGAGGUGCGCCGAGGUGGCCGUGCCCGCCGGCCCGCCAGCGGGGGCCGAG